Molecule: messenger RNA, 1721 nt
Organism: Amphibalanus amphitrite
Lineage: Eukaryota; Metazoa; Arthropoda; Thecostraca; Balanomorpha; Balanidae
Product: mucin-2-like
Exons: 5
Coding region: 172-1617 (481 amino acids)
Source: RefSeq, a predicted model, not a curated record
GUUUGACCUUAUUGAAACAGACACGCCAUAAAAUGGCCCAAGAAAUGCCCGACGUGUGGGACGCCAGUUCGGGGAAGGGCGUUGGCGUGUCGGUGUGGGCGCAGCAUUGCUGCAGAUCGUGAGGCCGAGCGCUCUGCACUGCGUCGGCAACUGAGGGAGCAGGGCUCAAGGAUGCGCGACGACAACUUGGACAAGAUCUUUGCGAACAUCAGGAAACAGGUCUAUCGGCUGCAGGGCAAAGGCCAUCACAUCGCCCUGCUGGGUAUGCGUGUUACGGAGCGGCAAACGUUUCGUUUUGAAACGUUCGAAGAUGAGGUCCUGGAGAGCGCUUUUACGGAGCGCAGACGUGCAGACCUACAGUCCGAGACCGAUACAAAGGUCCCGAAUGCCUUUCAAGAGGCGAUAAUCAAGACAUUUGCCCGACGAAUUUAUCAAGUCCAUCCAAAGAGGCUGCAGGAGCCCCCCAGUCUCUUACAGCUGCGGGGUGUCGGCCAUUUCCGGUGUGGGAACUGUAGAGGCCCCCUCACUGCCCAAGACGCCGCAACCGCCAACGCCACCGCUGAGCCUUCCGCCACCGCCACCGCAGUCGCUGCGCCUCCCGCCACCGCCACCGCUGCUCCAGCCGCCACCGCCACCGCUGCUCCAGCCGCCACCGCUGCGCCUCUCGCCACCGCUGCAACAGCCGUCGAUACUGCUGUCUCUGCUACUAGCGACGUUCUGUCUUUCAGCCAUCUCCAACCAGCCCGUCCCACCACCGCGCCCACCACCGCCACGCCACGCCACGCGAACUCCCUCCACAGCAUCCUUCGACCCCCGGUCACCGAUGUCACUUCCCAUCCAGCCCGUCCCACCACCGCCACGCCACGCCACGCUAACUCCCUCCACAGCAUCCUUCGACCCCCGGUCACCGAUGUCACUUCCCAUCCAGCCCGUCCCACCACCGCGCCCACCACCGCCACGCCACGCCACGCUAACUCCCUCCACAGCAUCCUUCGACCCCCGGUCACCGAUGUCACUUUCCAACCAGCCCGUCCCACCACCGCGCCCACCACCGCCACGCCACGCCACGCGAACUCCCUCCACAGCAUCCUUCGACCCCCGGUCACCGAUGUCACUUUCCAACCAGCCCGUCCCACCACCGCGCCCACCACCGCCACGCCACGCCACGCGAACUCCCUCCACAGCAUCCUUCGACCCCCGGUCACCGAUGUCACUUCCCAUCCAGCCCGUCCCACCACCGCGCCCACCACCGCCACGUCACGCCACGCUAACUCCCUCCACAGCAUCCUUCGACCCCCGGUCACCGAUGUCACUUUCCAACCAGCCCGUCCCACCACCGCGCCCACCACCGCCACGCCACGCCACGCUAACUCCCUCCACAGCAUCCUUCGACCCCCGGUCACCGAUGUCACUUUCCAACCAGCCCGUCCCACCACCGCGCCCACCACCGCCACGCCACGCCACGCUAACUCCCUCCACAGCAUCCUUCGACCCCCGGUCACCGAUGUCACUUCCCAUCCAGCCCGUCCUCCCUCUAUUCGUCGCGUCAGACCAGCCGGCAGUACUGUGGUGUGGGUGAUGCCUGACGGGACGGUUAAGCGCGCGAAAAAGGAGUGAUGUGCGUUCAUGACAAGAAAAUACUCCACAUCCGUGCGGCCCUGUGUCGGUCAUGUGGCCGAAUCCGCGACCAUGUGUAUAAAGUGUAAAUAGGGUAUGGGUAC